Messenger RNA from Lathyrus sativus (Indian pea), 432 nucleotides. The record is from the annotation of a GenBank genome assembly. Lineage: Eukaryota; Viridiplantae; Streptophyta; Magnoliopsida; Fabales; Fabaceae.
AUGAACCAAUGCAAGCCUGUUGUUGGAAGUCAAGUUGCUAUACUCUAUACAGGAUUAUACCUUGUUGCAUUAGGAACAAGUGGUAUUAAAGCGGUGUUACCAGCCUUAGGAGCUGAUCAAUUUGAUGAUAAAGAUCCAAAGGAAGCAUCUCAAUUGUCGAGUUUUUUUAACUGGUUCUUGUUUAGUCUUACAACAGGAGCAAUAGUUGGUGUUACUGUCAUUGUUUGGAUUAGUACUAAUCAAGGAUGGUAUUGGAGUUUUAUUGUCUGCACUAUUGCAGUCUUGUUCUCAAUUCUGUUUAUUUGUAUGGGAAAGUCAUUAUAUAGAAAUAAUACUCCUAAGGGAAGUCCUCUAAUAAGAAUCAUACAGGUGAAUAAAGUUACUAUUAUUGUAUUUUACUUUUUCUAUAUGAUUCAAAAUGUUAUUGUUUAA